ACCUGUGUUAUAAAUUAAUGGUCCCCCGUAGGACUUGUUGAGCUUUGACAGACUGUUUGACAAGAACGAGCUAGAGAGACUGUUAGAGCCUUUUUCAUCUCUUUCGUGAAAAAUGGCUUCAGAUCCAAAGGUUCACGUUUUUGAAGAAGUGGAAAAGCACAACAAGACCAAGGAUUGUUGGCUUAUAAUUUCUGGGAAGGUGUAUGAUGUAACACCAUUCAUGGAAGAUCAUCCUGGAGGUGAUGAAGUCCUAUUAUCCGCAACAGGGAAGGAUGCAACAAAUGAUUUUGAAGAUGUGGGCCACAGUGAUUCUGCCAGAGAAAUGAUGGAGAAAUAUUACAUUGGAGAGGUUGAUGCAUCAACUGUUCCGAAAAAACGGACUUACAUUCCACCCCAACAGGCUGCUUACAAUCCUGAUAAGACCCCCGAGUUCCUGAUUAAGAUUUUACAGUUUCUUGUUCCCCUGUUGAUCUUGGGUUUAGCCUUUGCCGUCCGACACUUCACCAAGAAGGAUUAGCCUACUACCGUUUACAAUGUGUCCUUUCCAAGGGCGAGUAAUUUGUCCUCAUUAGUUGAGAAUUUAAAAAGGACAGUUACUUCUCGUGUUUUAAUUUAAAUUUCUCUUUGUUGUCUGUUAUUGUCAGAAUUGAGCAAUAGUUUGAGGGUCUUUUUGCCAGUGUCAAUUAAGCCUUAGACUUUGUAUUAUUAUAUUUGGAAGAUAAGCAAGGGUAGAGGCUGUUUUCAAUUUUAAGUCUAAAA
This is a messenger RNA of Quercus lobata, 759 nucleotides long. Its product is annotated as cytochrome b5. The record is from RefSeq and is a predicted model, not a curated record. Gene Ontology annotation, cellular component: intracellular membrane-bounded organelle; membrane. Lineage: Eukaryota; Viridiplantae; Streptophyta; Magnoliopsida; Fagales; Fagaceae. The coding region runs from base 113 to 517 and encodes 134 amino acids. Gene Ontology annotation, molecular function: heme binding. The transcript is spliced from 4 exons.